GCACAUUCCAUGUAAAUGAGUUGCGGGCCUGUAGAGGACCUGCAUGGUGCAGCCUCAGUCCCCACCUGGUCGGACCGAGAAGAAGAACAAGAACAAGAAGGGAGGAAGUGGUUCAGGGUCCAGAUGAGCGGUGGAGAGGCGCAGGCUGUGGGGAAUGGAGACGAGGACAACAGAAGCAACGACCGAUGCAGGCGGCUUAGACUCUCUCUGCAAGAUCAGCAUCAGGCAGGCUACACCCCGGAGGGGCUCAGCGGCAAGGAGAGCAGCAUAGCAGUAGUGCUCCCACAAAAACCAAAAGAGCAAGAAGGAACACUUGAACUCAUCACGCCCGCUGAAGAAAGAGUUAAACUCAUUAAGACAGCGGAGAGUGUCAGGAUGAUCACGGACGAGGUGUCGCAGAUUCAGGAGGUGAGGUACUGUCUGAAGACUCUGAGGGAGCAGAUGGCGGCCAGGCAGAACAGUAACAACAACAAGUAUCCAGCCAACGGCUUCAGAGUCGACUCAUCCAGCCGCCAGCCAGCUGUCUCCAAUGGCAACGCUGUUCUCAUUGAGUCACACGAGCUGGUCGCCGGUAAUCGGGAGGAGAGCGCAAAGCUGAGGGAGGUGACCAAGCGUCUGUAUGCGCAGCUGAAGGAGAUGGAGAAGAGGCACCAGGAGGAGAGGGAGAGACUGCAGGCGGAGUCCGAUGAGUACCACACCCGUCUGGUUGAGCAGUCGGAGCAGCUGCACAAGGCGGAGGAGCGGUCGGAGGAGAGGGGUCUGCAGGUGGACGAGCUGCAGAGGCUGCUGGGAAGCAUGGAGAUCGAGAGCGGCGCCCUCAAAGACAAGAUGGCGGCAGGGGAGGCAGAGCUGCUGCAGCUUAAGGCGAGCAGGGAGGAAGGGGCGGAGGAGCAGAGGAGGUGUGCAGAGCUGGAGAAGGAGGUGGCCACCCUGAAGGAAAAGAUUCAUCACCUUGAUGAUAUGCUAAAGUGUCAGCAGAGGAAGGUCCGGCACAUGAUCGAACAGCUGCAGAACUCCCGGACUGUCAUCCAAGAGAGAGAUCGAGUCAUCGGGGACCUGGAGGAGAGGGUGGCUUUCCUGCAAGCUGAGAACAGAGAAAUGCACGACCACAUGGAGUACUUCCUGGCAGGCCAGGAUCCUCCACCCCUGACGUCCACUCAGAACAAGCCAGAGGUCGUUUACAGUAAAGCCCUCACACCGACAACACAGACCAACAAGGCCCUGCCUUUCAUCAAAGUCAUCGAGAUCAAGUCCUGAAUGGAGUGUCAACCAAGAGAAUGAUCAGAUGUUUAAAAAAAAAAAAAAACUGUAAAUAUAUAUUUAACCUCCCAGUAGAUAAUACAAAGGUUUGCCGGGAUUUUAAAAAGGCUAAAGGUUCUGCAUCCCUAUCUCGGUGUCACACUGAAUCUAAACAGGUAAAGUCAGGGGGGAUUCAAACAUUGGAGAAUUCCUAUGAAAGGAAACAUCGGAGGAGCAGUGCAACGCUGAACUUCUCAGAGGAUACACUAUACAUAUAGACACAAAUCUGAGCAGUAUGCUCUGUGUCAGCAAGUCUUUAAGAUUCAGUGGCAGGAGCAAGAGUUCAUUUGAGUUCCCUGUGUUAAGUUUCCCGCCUCCACGUCUCUCCCAAGAAGAAUCUGAAAUAAUCUGUUUCAACGGGUCAGUGUAAAAGGUUGGUCAGGAUUAUUACAUUAGAUUAUUUUUUACUAGUUAUUAUUGUUAACGUCUGUUACACAUACACUUGGGACAAAUGUGCAAAUAAUCACAUGGUGUUGAGUGUUUUCAGCCUACUCCGCCACAAUCCUAAGCGUCAGGGCUCAGGGUCACAUUCCUCAGUGCUUUGCACCACACUGCCAAUGAGCAGGCAUGCUGUUGGCUAUGAUUUAUGUUUCUUUCUGAAAUAUAUACAGUAUCUCCUACAUUAGACAGGAUCGAGUGAAUAAUGUAGUUUUGACCAUCUGUAUUUUACUUUGCUGGAAAAUAUUUAUUAGACGCUACAUGUAGAAACAGCAUCUAGUUGAUGUUAAAACUUUAAUACUUGUCUGUGCUGCCAAGCAAAGCCUCAGCAAACUUGCAAUGAACCCGGUUCUGUGCUUAAAGGUUAUGAAACGACAAUAAUAACUGAUUUAACCGAUAUACUUACUUUUAGUUUGUGUGGACCUUAAUGUUUUCCUGUAAAAUAUUUCAUGCUGUAGUCCCAGAUGAGCAUUUUUAUAAACUGAAUAACCUUUUACUGUGAACCAUGUAGAUAUACACCUUAGUUCAAGCGAUGUCAUUUUAUUGUACAUGUUCUUGUUUUUAUUUAAAUAUAAUAAAUUCCUGGUUUAUCAGA
Scophthalmus maximus (turbot) is the source of this 2332-nucleotide messenger RNA. RefSeq names its product tuftelin 1b (gene tuft1b). The record is from RefSeq and is a predicted model, not a curated record. Bases 16 to 1257 code for a protein of 413 amino acids. Lineage: Eukaryota; Metazoa; Chordata; Actinopteri; Pleuronectiformes; Scophthalmidae. Gene Ontology annotation, cellular component: intracellular anatomical structure. The transcript is spliced from 13 exons. Gene Ontology annotation, biological process: intracellular signal transduction.